Trichobilharzia regenti is the source of this 2427-nucleotide messenger RNA. The record is from the annotation of a GenBank genome assembly. Lineage: Eukaryota; Metazoa; Platyhelminthes; Trematoda; Strigeidida; Schistosomatidae.
AUGGAACGCUGUAAAGAAGUUAAGAAGAUACUGAGCCAAUGGGAACCGAUGUCUCCAGACAACAAUGAUGGAGAACCUGCAGAAGUGUUUGAUAGACAUCCUCUGUCGGCAAUGAUGAUAAAUGCUGAUGGCGAAUGUGGAAACAGAGAUGAUCUGGUGAUGAUCUUGAAUACUUGGAAGUCGGAAUGGCAUCGGGAAGGUGUUCAGGUGCCAGUGAAGGAUCCAAGUUCUCUACCUAAGCCUAUUUUCAAGAAACUCGAUACCUCUCGUACCAAGAGGCGGAGUUCUCGUUUUGUUAUGCCUGAUAAAUUACGAGUGGAACUUGUGGAUGGAAAUUUUGACGAUACUAUCCAUUGCGUAGUGGACAAAAAAAUUAAAAAAGCGUCUUAUUACCACAUAGAUGAUUUGGAUCAAGCAUGGAUUUCCACCCUUAAUGAAGAAAGACAAUGCCUUGGGCAAACUCCCAUUAAGGAAUGGAUGCUAGAAAAAGUCAUCACGACAUUAGAAUACCUCACGUACGUUAAGAUGCGUGAAAAAAUCAAGGAAAUUGAUAUGCAGUGUUUGGAAUUUGACGAAAACGCUAGGUGUGAUAUUUGCCAAUCGUAUGAAGGGGAGGAUGGCAAUGAGUUGGUGUUUUGUGAUGGCUGUUUCCUGUGUGUUCAUCAAGCCUGUUAUGGCAUCCUCCAAAUACCUGAAGGGUCGUGGAUGUGUAGACAGUGCGAAGCGGGUGUUAAGUCAACCACUCCUUGCUGUUUAUGCCCUAAUACUGGAGGGGCUAUGAAACUGUCUGAAGAUGGGCAACGGUGGUGCCAUGUGAGCUGUGCUUUAUGGAUUCCUGAAGUUGGUUUUGGGAAUGUAGAACUCAUGGAACCUGUAAUUAGACUGGACAGUAUACCUCAAGCUAGGCGUAAUCUUCUGUGCUCUAUAUGCCGUUCACGCUAUGGUGCUCCAGUACAGUGCUCCAAUCCGAAGUGCAAGAUAGCAUUUCAUGUCACUUGCGCGUUUCAAAGCAAUCUUGUCAUGCGCCAAGAGCUGGUGGAGAAGGAUGUGCGGUUAGUGGCAUUGUGUCGAAAGCAUUCGAGAAAAGAACAGCUAUCUUCAACUCACCAUUCUUCAGGGAUGUGUGAAUUAUUUUCUCCCGGUAAGACGCUUGAUGCACAUCAAAACUUCGGUAACUCCAUGCAACCGGUUGCUAUCACACGUCAACAAAGGUUAAUUGAUCUAGAAUAUAAUUUUCAAAAAUUAGUAGAUGAGUCAGAGCUAAACAUGUGCUUGGAUAAUAGCUCAAUAAAAUCACAGUUUAAAUAUUCUGCUAUCCUAAAUGCUAAUGAACAGAAAAGCGUUCCCAAAGAUAUUCGUACAUCUAUCUUUGCAUACUGGCGUCUGAAAAGACGUUCAAAGUAUAAUCAACCUUUAAUAUAUCCAAUUCCUGUAACAUGGAAAGAAAGUGCAGAUGAGAUAGCUGCUUCAACCAAAGAAGAACUAGCGCGUGUAGAACAAGCUAAUGCCGAUAUGAAAGCAUUUGAAUCAUUCAAACGUAUUAGAAUCGGUCUCGACAAGACAAGAAUGAUAGUAGAUUUGACUCUGCAAAGGGAGCGUCGAAAAGAGGCGUUAUUGAAGAGGAUGUCGCGUAUAUCUACACUUCAACUAUCUAUUCUUGAAGCUCAUAACAAUUUAGUGCCUAGUGAAUUACUCAAAAAUGUACAUAUGGGUGAAUCUAUUUAUGACAAUUGGGAAUUGUUCUCAGCAUACAGUAGAUCUUUUAUGCAGCGUACUAAUGAUACCAAACACCAUUCAUCUAGCCACGAGACAAAGAGAACACUAAGAACUUUACCAGUAGAUCUUGAUGCUGGCGAAAAACCGGACACUUUGGAAACUCCCAAGUGUCAUACACCUUCCGAAACACGUCAAAACACUGAUUCACUCAGUAUCAAUGUUAUUCCUAAAGAAUGUUUAGUUGUUCCAGAUAAUAUUAAACAACGACUACGUUCAGCAUUAUCACUGGUUACCAACAGUUUUAAUAUGUGGGUAACAUCAGACAGAUAUGCAGAUGAUGGUGGUGAUCAUAAAAGUGAGACAAACAAUCAGCAUAAAAUCAAAUCGGAUAAAUCUUUUCCAGCAAAUCGAACAAAAUAUUGCUCAUCAAAAACUCACACUUCUUCACCAUCAUCCCCUAAAUUAAAUAUGUUAAUGGAAAAUGAAUUACCAAUUGUCCAGGUCAAAUUAUCACCGAUUCCAGAUGGAACAGCAUUUAAAUAUUAUGGUAACAGUGUAACUAGUUCUGAUGAAUGUACACCAAUUAAGAAGCGAAAGCAAUCGAAUAAUUCCAAUUCUUCAUUUUUAGAUAAAUCGCCUAACGAGCGUAUUCCUGUCCUUACAAAGUUUGCUAUGAUUACUUUGUCGCCUGGUGCUACUAAAUUUCUGUAG